This is a messenger RNA of Protobothrops mucrosquamatus (brown spotted pit viper), 2016 nucleotides long. Its product is annotated as zinc finger protein 25-like. The record is from RefSeq and is a predicted model, not a curated record. The transcript is spliced from 4 exons. The coding region runs from base 1 to 1956 and encodes 651 amino acids. Gene Ontology annotation, molecular function: DNA-binding transcription factor activity, RNA polymerase II-specific; RNA polymerase II cis-regulatory region sequence-specific DNA binding. Gene Ontology annotation, biological process: regulation of transcription by RNA polymerase II. Lineage: Eukaryota; Metazoa; Chordata; Lepidosauria; Squamata; Viperidae.
AUGAUCAAGCCGCCAGGAUGGGGAGCGUCACGCGAGAGCAAAGGGGAAACUUGUAAAGCGGGACAAGAACGCUGGGAGGCCCAGUGGCAGGAGUUCCUGAGGACGCUCGAUCCAGGAAGGGGAGGAAAACCCGUGAUGAUGUCAGAGGCCUCCUCCUGGGAAGACCCCAAGGCCUUCCUGGCUUCCUUUGAGCAGGUGGCCACUGCCUGUCGGUGGCCCAGUGGAGAAUGGACGGCCCGUCUCCGGCCAGCUCUGAGCGGAGGGGUGGAAGAGGCCUUCCGGAGCCUGGAUGCCAAAGACCAAGGGGAUUAUGGGAAGGUCAAGGCCGCCAUCUUGCAAGGGGAAGCCCUGAAAAUGGAGAUGCAACGCCAGCACUUCCGCCAGUUCUGCUGCCAGGAGGUGGGAGACCCCAGGAGGCUUUACGGCCAGCUCCAACAGCUGUGCCUCCAGUGGUUGAGGCCGGAGAGACGCAGCAAGGAGCAGAUCCUGGAGCUGUUGAUCCUGGAGCAGUUCCUGACCAGCCUCCCACCGGAGCUGCGGAGCUGGAUCCAAGCCAGGAGGCCGGAGACGUGUCCCCAGGCGGUGGCUCUGGUGGAGGACUUCCUUCGGAGCCAGGAGCAGACCAGAUCCGGAUCACGGCAGGUGAAGUUUCAAGAAUUAAUUCAGACAGACCACGAAGCGGGAACUGAGCCAGCCCUCCCAACAGACCAGCUUCAGGGUGGAAACCUAGAUUUUUCCGAUGACGUAAGAGAGUGUGAGGUUCAUGAAGAGCAUUCCUAUUAUGGACAAAAUGCAUUGGGAGAAAAAUGCAAGACAGCUCCACAUACAAGCCACAGGGAUAAAGGAAAGGUUGCAGAAACGCAGGGUGAAGGAACCGAGUCCGAAGACCAGCAGAGGACAGAAAGAGAGGAGAGACAGAAUGAAUGUACAGAAUCCAUUAUCCAAAAUAUCAAUAAAUCCAGUAAAGAAGAAACGCCUCUGUUCUCCAAAUACGGCAGAAGGUACCGCUACAGAGUAGAAUUUGACGUGAUCCAUUCCAGGGAGGACUACGAAGAAGGUCCCAAUUCAGAAGAAAAAGUCCAGCAUAAUUCCUCAAUUAGGCUACCGGAGAAUGCUGAAAUAAGUCAGAAACGUGGGAACAAAGGUCACUGUCAGGAUGAAGAACCCCACUGGUCCUCCGAAUAUGAGAAAAACAUUCAUUUUGCGGACUCGCUGAGCGGGAUUCCAGCCUGUCCAGCGGAAGGUAGGCAGUAUGAAUGCUCUCAGUGUGGGAAAUGCUUAAGUACACGAAGAAACUUGAAACUACACCAGAGAAGCCACACGGGAGAAAAGCCCUACGAAUGUUUCCAGUGUGGGAAAUGCUUCAGCCAGGCCGGGUGUUUGAAGACCCACCAAAGAUUUCAUACCGGGGAGAAGCCCUACAAAUGCGCUCAGUGCGGGAAAUAUUUCAGGCAGGCGGGAUAUCUGAAGACCCACCAGAGGUUUCACACGGGAGAGAAAAGCCACACGGGAGAAAAGCCCUACGAAUGUUUCCAGUGUGGGAAAUGCUUCAGCCAGGCCGGGUGUUUGAAGACCCACCAAAGAUUUCAUACCGGGGAGAAGCCCUACAAAUGCGCUCAGUGCGGGAAAUAUUUCAGGCAGGCGGGAUAUCUGAAGACCCACCAGAGGUUUCACACGGGAGAGAAGCCCUACAAAUGCACUCACUGCGAUAAAUACUUCAGCCAGUCAGGAUACCUGAAGACCCACCAAAGGUUUCACACCGGGGAGAAACCCUACAAAUGUUCACAGUGCGGGAAGGGCUUCAGUACGGGAAUAAACCUGAAGAGGCAUCAGAUGAUUCACACCGGAGAGAAACCCUACGAAUGCGCUCAGUGUGGGAAGUGUUUUAGGCAAGCCGGAAACCUGAAGAGCCAUCAAAGAACUCAUACGGGAGAGAAAACCUAUAAAUGUUCUUAGAAUGGGAGAUAAUUCAGUUGACAACACAGUCCAACACAGCAGUUCCUUUCGGCAGUUCCA